AAUGGCUGAGCGCACAUUUGUGCGCUCACUCUUCUUGUGUGCUCGUCGGCCUUGUGUAGCAACACACUCACCUACUUUAUAACGCGAUCCCUUACAAUCUGUUACCCGUUUGUCAUUACUGUCAACGUCUUCAGCAGGCAUGUCUCAUUACCUACCCUUCAGCGUCUCGGACGAUGAAUUGGAAAGAUCCACGCGUAGCUCGGAUUCAUUCGAGUAUGCCGACAGUAUUGAAGGCACAUUUUACGACGCGUCUCCUAGCAAAGCACCCAGAAAAACCUCAUACCACGACCAACGACCACGACAACGCCGCAAGCUGGACGACCAGGGCCCACGGUUAGCCUGCCCAUUUGCAAAGCACGACCCUCUAAAACAUCGGCAAUGCUUCAGAUACGACAAGAUGGACCAGAUCUCCAGACUCAAACAACACCUACUAAGAGUCCACCAAUUGCCCAUCCAUUGCGUACGCUGCUCGCAGACGUUCAGCACGGAAAGCAGAAGAGACUCGCAUCUCCGCAGCGUCCCGGGCUGCAGCAUACAACCAAACCAAGCUCACCUUGGGAUCACUGAGACGCAGAAAUCGCAGCUGGCUCAGCGCGUCUCCGCGAAGAAUUCAAAGGAAAAGAACUGGUACCUGAUAUAUGAAAUCCUCUUCCCAGGUUCACCGAGACCUGAUACUCCAUUCUUGGACAGCACGCAAUUCUCCGAAGAACUAUUCGCUGUUCGCGAGUACGCAGCGCGGGAAGCGCCCACUCGCAUUGCACAGCUGGCCUCGGCACUCAAACAUGACGAAAGGUUUGCCCCAAUACCCCCAGAAUACAAGCUACGCAUUGAGGUCUUUGCCCUUGCCGCAGUGAAGGAUGUCUUGGAUGCUGUGGUUGACAAGUGGUUACGCGGCGGCGUGUCGGAGCAGACGAACCCACCAACUCCAGUUCAUACACUAGAUCCACCAUCGCCUAGUCUGUCUUGCAUUACGAUGAACCAGUCUCCUUCUAAUACUCGACAGUCGAGCUCUGGGGAUGAGGGCGGUGCAUUCGACAUACUGCCUUCCCUAGUGGAAGGGACGAAAUCUUGGAGCAGCCCUGAGGAGCCUUCGCGCCUCGAUUGGCUUUCGAUGGUUGCUGACCUCGAUGCGAGAUCUUGGGACGAUUUAUUGAAUUCUUCUUUGGAUGGCGCGUUGCAGCAGCCGCUGAAGUAGAGAGCGGGGUUCAGGAACCAUCACAUAGGCUAGCACGAAACCUUGGAAUUUAGCACACUCUGUUCUAUAGGAAUUCGC
Molecule: messenger RNA, 1273 nt
Organism: Paraphaeosphaeria sporulosa
Lineage: Eukaryota; Fungi; Ascomycota; Dothideomycetes; Pleosporales; Didymosphaeriaceae
Exons: 3
Coding region: 140-1195 (351 amino acids)
Source: RefSeq, a predicted model, not a curated record